AUGGGAUUAACAUGGCGUUUACGUUUAUCAUAUGCAAUUGGACAUGUUUUAAAUGAUUUGUGCGCAUCUGUAUGGUUUACAUAUACUUUGGUAUUUUUUAAAUUUGGCAUUGGUAUACCAACAAGUAUGGCUGGUUUAAUAAUACUCGUUGGCCAAUUGGUUGAUGGUUUGAUGACACCAGUAAUUGGUCUACUUUCGGACAGAUUUUCAUCUCAGUCAUCUGUACCGUUGUUAAUAUCUUCUUCUUCUUCCCACUCUUUGUCAGCAUCAUCAUCAGUUACACAUAAUAAUUUCAAUGAUCGUUUGCAUGAUUCUAAUGAACAUUUAGCCAAUCAUAAUAAAAACUACAUGUCUACAGACUCUUCUGAUGUUAUUCAUUCUACUGGUAAUAAUAAUAAUUCGUCUUUUUUCCAACGAUUCAACUCUGUUCUAAGAAGAUUUCGACCAUUUGGUCGUAAAAUAUGGCAUCUUUGCGGAAGUAUAUUAAUUAUUUUUUCAUUUCCUUUAAUAUUUGGUCCACCACUUGGUUCAUCCAAUAUUAGUACACUGGCGAAAAUGAUUUAUUAUUUACCAUUAGUGGCAAUUUUUCAAGCUGGAUGGGCUGCAGUUCAGAUUACUCACUUGGCAUUAAUCAAUGAAUUAUCUAUGGAAUCUAGUGAACGUACUUUAUUGACUUCCCUACGUUAUUUAUUCACAGUUCUUAGUAAUCUACUUGUUUAUAUUAGUACAUUUCUUCUUUUACAACAUCAACAUCAUGUUGAUAAUAAUAAUAAUAAUAAUAAUAAUAAUAAUAAUAAUAAUAAUAAUAACAUUCGUAAUGAUACUAGUAUUAAGAACUCAAUGAAUGGUAUGUUACCGUUGAGAAAAUUGCUUAAUUACAAUGAAGUUGAAUAUAUUAUGUUACCUAUGGUAAUGACUUCACAUCCAUUAUCGAAAUGUUCAAAUUCCUCACUAUCUUCACCGUCCAUUAUUGAUUUUGGUAAAGAUGAUAUACCAGCUUUUCAAAAGUUAGGUUUUACAAUUAUUGGUGUUGGGGGAUUAACAAUGUUAUUAUUUCAUUUUGGAGUAAGAAAGAAAGAUUUUAUUCACAAUGUAAGACCUAUAACUAUUGUGGAUAAUCCUAAUCAUGAAUCUGUCAGUCAGAUAAAACAUCCUGCUUAUAUAAUUACUACAUGGAAAGAUUGGUUACGUUUACCAUUAUUUUGGAUUCUUGGCUUUUUCUACAUGUUUGUUAGACUAAUUGUCAAUGUAUCACAGGCUUAUUUAACAAUUUACCUUUUACAUUCAUUACGUUUACCUAAAGUUACAAUGGCUUUAGUUCCUUUAACAGUGUACCUGACAAGUAUUGCUACUACUAUGGUACAAAAACCAAUACAGGAUCUUAUCAGUCGUGAAACAAAUUCUGGAAUUGGAUUAAUUUUUGUCACAAUAUUUUGUAUAUUAGUUAAUUAUCCUGGUAAUCCACCAAUAAUUCAUCGUAUAUACAUUGCUGCUGGUAUACUUGGUAUCGGUUGUACUAUUAUAUUAAUUACAUCAUUAGCAAUGGUAUCAGAUUUAAUAGGAAAAUAUCAACAACAUGGGGCAUUUGUUUAUGGUUAUAUGUCAUUUACUGAUAAAUUAGCUAAUGGUAUUGUUAUACAAAUUAUUGAAUUAUUAUGGAAUGAAUGUUCAUCAUUAACAUAUUAUCAAAAUGUUGAAUCCUAUGGUAUUGGUACAUUUGUUCUAUGUCAAUUUAUUUUUUUAUGUUUAUAUAAAUGGCAAAAAAAUGUGUAUAUUACAAAUGGGAAUUCAAUUCAUGAACAUGUAUAAUUUUUAAUGAAUAUGACCAUUGAAUUGGUUUGGUUUAGGGUUAGUUUAAUUUGGUUUAUGCAAUAUGUAUAUUCAUUAAAGAAUUUUAUAUUGAAUUGUUCACUGAUUAUGAGUAUGCUUAUUUUUACAACUCAUUUUUCACAAUUUGUCUUUCCUUUCCCAACCACUUCCUUCCUUUCUCUUCUCUCUCUCUCUCUCUCUCUCUCUCUCUAUCUCUCCUUCUUCUUGAAUUAUACAAAAAGGUAAAUUGGUUUUGGUAUGUAAUUUAAGUAAAAAAAGUAAUUCAAUAAGCAUUUUACUUAUGAACUUAUCAAUCAUCAUUAUAUCAUAAAAUACAUCAUUAAACUCAGUGGCUUAUGAACAGUGUCUUGUCUUGUUUGUUACAAGCAGUAAUGAAUAAACUUUCUUUUUCCAAAUGAACAACUCAUUUCUUCUUUUGUUUUCUCCCAUCAUCAAUAAAGAAUAUGUUUCAAUCAUUGGUUGAUUUGAUUUCAUAAUAAGAUUAAAUAUUGAAUUGUCC
Messenger RNA from Schistosoma guineensis, 2329 nucleotides. NCBI's taxonomy places the organism in Eukaryota, Metazoa, Platyhelminthes, Trematoda, Strigeidida, Schistosomatidae. The record is from the annotation of a GenBank genome assembly.